Oncorhynchus gorbuscha (pink salmon) is the source of this 2085-nucleotide messenger RNA. RefSeq names its product MAX dimerization protein 3 (gene mxd3). Bases 253 to 945 code for a protein of 230 amino acids. The record is from RefSeq and is a predicted model, not a curated record. Gene Ontology annotation, biological process: regulation of transcription by RNA polymerase II. Lineage: Eukaryota; Metazoa; Chordata; Actinopteri; Salmoniformes; Salmonidae. Gene Ontology annotation, molecular function: DNA-binding transcription factor activity, RNA polymerase II-specific; protein dimerization activity; RNA polymerase II cis-regulatory region sequence-specific DNA binding. The transcript is spliced from 5 exons.
AUACGUUCUGUAACAACAACACGAUGGGCAUCAAUACGUUCUGUAACAACAACAUGAUGGGCAUCAAUACGUUCUGUAACAACAACAUGAUGGGCAUCAAUACGUUCUGAUGGCUCUGUGAGUGUCAAUUAAAAAUGGUCCUUUCAGGCAGAACAUGGCUAUGCAUCAGUCAAACGCCUAAAAUUGAACUUUGUGUUUUUUUUUUUUUUUUGCCUGUCGUUGAUUUUCCCAUUUACAAUAGUCUAUGAAAACAUGAGUUUAUUUGCAACCCGAAGUAAGGACUUGAUGUCACGACGUCCCAUUGAAACGCUCCUCUCCUUUCUCUCUCUCUCUCCAGAGGCAGAGCAUGGCUAUGCAUCACUGUUGCCCUUCUACUGUCCAGGGGACUCUGAGAAGAAGAGUAAGCAGAAGAACAAGAAGCUGCAGGCUGCCGGUAGUAACAGGACAGUCCAUAAUGAGUUGGAGAAGCACAGACGUGCUCAGUUGAGACACCACCUGGAACAGUUGAAGCAGCAGGUUCCUCAGGUGUCUGACUCCAUGAGAAACACCACCCUGAACCUGCUGAGACGGGCUCAGACACACAUCAAGAAGCUGCAGGAUCAGGAUGAACGUGCGGAGCAGUUGAAGGGUCGUCUGCGUUGGGAGCAGAGAGAGCUGAGGGUGAGGUUAGAGCAGCUCCAGGGACAUGGAGGACCUGGGGGUCUGACUGGUCUGGGCCCUGGGGGUCAGGGAGGAGCUGGAGCGGUCUCAGAGAGGAUGAGGAACGACAGCCUGGGCUCAGCAGCCAUGUCCUCUUCAGAGAGAUCUGACUCUGACAGAGAAGACGUGGAGGUUGAUGUGGAGAGCAUAGUGUUUGACUGUCUGGACUCUGAUGGACUGGGGACGGUCCCUCACACAGGCACAGAUCACUGUUACUCCAGCAGCCCCAUCUGGGCUGGGCUAUGACCUACCUAUCACUGCAUACACACGCCUCUGGGAGGGACACACACGCCUCUGGGAGGGACACACACGCCUCUGGGAGGGACACAACGGCGUCCUACGUCGGACUUUAAAGGGACGAGCGUUGGAGUGAGGUCACCUGACGUAAGACGCCGGGGACACAAAGGAGGAAAAACAUUCCAAAUAAGACAAAGGACAAAAAAAUAAGGAAAGAAGAGAAUGAGGAACAACCUCAACAUUACUGAACAGAACAGGAGGAACAACCUCAAUAUUACUGAACAGGAGGAACAACCUCAACAUUACUGAACAGGACAGGAGGAACAACCUCAAUAUUACUGAACAGGACAGGAGGAACAACCUCAAUAUUACUGAACAGGAGGAACAACCUCAAUAUUACUGAACAGGACAGGAGGAACAACCUCAACAUUACUGAACAGGAGGAACAACCUCAAUAUUACUGAACAGGACAGGAGGAACAACCUCAAUAUUACUGAACAGAACAGGAGGAACAACCUCAACAUUACUGAACAGAACAGGAGGAACAACCUCAAUAUUACUGAACAGGACAGGAGGAACAACCUCAACAUUACUGAACAGGAGGAACAACCUCAACAUUACUGAACAGGACAGGAGGAACAACCUCAACAUUACUGAACAGGAGGAACAAACCUCAACAUUACUGAACAGGACAGGAGGAACAACCUCAACAUUACUGAACAGGAGGAACAACCUCAACAUUACUGAACAGGAGGAACAACCUCAACAUUACUGAACAGGAAGAACAACCUCAACAUUACUGAACAGGACAGGAGGAACAACCUCAACAUUACUGAACAGGAGGAACAACCUCAACAUUACUGAACAGGACAGGAGGAACAACCUCAACAUUACUGAACAGGACAGGAGGAACCACCUCAACAUUACUGAGGACAGGAAGAACAACCUCAACAUUACUGAACAGGAAGAACAACCUCAACAUUACUGAACAGGACAGGAGGAACCACCUCAACAUUACUGAACAGGACAGGAGGAACAACCUCAACAUUACUGAACAGGACAGGAAGAACAACCUCAACAUUACUGAACAGGACAGGAGGAACAACCUCAACAUUACUGAACAGGACAGGAGGAACCACCUCAACAUUA